GAACACAUUGAGAAAAAGAUUCAAGAAGUGAAAGGUCGUGUUAACCCUGACGCCGAACCUCUUGCUCUAAUUAUCGACGGUCAUACCCUUGGAUUUGCUCUCGAGAAGGAUCUCGAGAAGUCUUUUCUCGAAUUGGCAACCAUGUGCAAGGCUGUAGUCUGUUGUCGAGUUUCGCCACUCCAGAAGGCGCUCGUGGUGAAACUCGUGAAGCGACACCUCAAAGCCAUCCUUCUUGCCAUUGGCGAUGGAGCCAAUGACGUGUCCAUGAUCCAAGCAGCACACGUUGGCGUCGGUAUUAGUGGUUUGGAGGGGAUGCAGGCGGCGCGUAGCGCGGAUGUCGCCAUCAGCCAAUUUCG
Messenger RNA from Acaulospora morrowiae, 356 nucleotides. NCBI's taxonomy places the organism in Eukaryota, Fungi, Glomeromycota, Glomeromycetes, Diversisporales, Acaulosporaceae. The record is from the annotation of a GenBank genome assembly.